This is a messenger RNA of Talaromyces rugulosus, 1263 nucleotides long. RefSeq lists its product as uncharacterized. The transcript is spliced from 5 exons. NCBI's taxonomy places the organism in Eukaryota, Fungi, Ascomycota, Eurotiomycetes, Eurotiales, Trichocomaceae. Gene Ontology annotation, biological process: L-arginine biosynthetic process; urea cycle. Gene Ontology annotation, cellular component: cytoplasm. Gene Ontology annotation, molecular function: argininosuccinate synthase activity; ATP binding. The record is from RefSeq and is a predicted model, not a curated record. The coding region runs from base 1 to 1263 and encodes 420 amino acids.
AUGGCCAAGCCCAAGGUCUGUCUGGCAUACUCUGGUGGCCUCGACACAAGUGUCAUCUUGAAAUGGCUCAUUGAGCAAGGAUACGAUGUCGUCGCCUUCAUGGCCGACGUCGGCCAGGUCGAAGACUUCGCCGCCGCCGAGAAGAAAGCGCUCGCCGUGGGCGCCGUCAAGUUCGUCGUCGAGGACCUGAAGCGCGAGUUUGUCGAGGAGCUGUGCUUCAGGGCCAUCCAGUGCAACGCCAUCUUCGAGGACCGAUACCUGCUCGGAACGUCUUUGGCCCGCCCGGUCAUUGCCCGCGCCCAGAUGCGCGUGGCCCAGCAGAACGAGUGUAUUGCAGUGUCCCACGGCUGCACCGGCAAGGGAAACGACCAGGUCCGAUUUGAGCUGGCAUUUUACGCCAUCCAGUUCCUUGUGCAGCCAUCCAUCAAAGUCAUCGCGCCGUGGCGUCUGCCCGAGUUUUUCGAGCGUUUCGCCGGCCGAAAUGACCUGCUCGACUACUCCGCUCAGGUCGGCAUUCCUGUGACGUCUACCAAGGCCAAGCCCUGGAGCAUGGACGAGAACCUGGCCCACUGCUCGUACGAAGCCGGCAUUCUGGAGGACCCGGACGUCACGCCCCCCGAUGACAUGUGGAAGCUGACCGACUCUCCUCUGACCGCGCCCAACACGCCCGAAGAGUUCAAUCUAUCGUUCGAAAAGGGCAUCCCGUCCAAGUUGACGACGGCCUCGGGCCAGACACUCACCGACUCGGUCGAGCUCUUCACCACGCUGAACGCGAUUGGCCGCAAGCAUGGUAUUGGGCGAGUGGACAUUGUCGAGAACCGGUUCAUCGGCAUCAAGUCCCGGGGCUGCUACGACUCGCCGGCCAUGACGAUCCUCCGCGCGGCGCACGUCGACCUGGAGGGCCUAGUGCUGGACCGUGAAGUGCGUGCGCUGCGCGACCAGUUUGUCACGUUCAACUGGUCCAAGCUGCUGUACAAUGGACUGUACUUCUCGCCGGAGCGCGAGUUCAUCGAGAAGAGCGUCUUGGCCAGCCAGGACACGGUCAACGGCACCGUCCGGCUCUGUGUCUACAAGGGCGCCGUCUCCGUGCUCGGCCGCUUCUCCGAGACCGAGAAGCUGUACAGCGCCGAGGAGAGCAGCAUGGACAGCCUGAUUGACUUCAGCCCGGUCGACACGACGGGGUUCAUUGGCAUUUCUAAGAUCCGCGUGGCCAAGUACGGCCAGGCCAAAGCCGAUGCUGGCGAGAGCCUCAGCCGCGCAUAG